UGGCAAGCGCACAUAGAGAGAGAGAGAGAGAGAGAGAGAGAGAGAGAGAGAGAGAGAGAGAGAGAGAGAUGGCAAAUUGUUUUGGUGACGUAGUGGACAAUUUCAAGUUGGAUACAAUGGUGCGGUAUGCUGGUGAGAAGAAGAGCCAGAAAGACCGGGCACUACAGGCAUCACUUCUUGUUAGCGAGGACAGUAAGGACGACAAGGCUGUCAAGUACGUGAGGGAUCUCAAAACUUGGUGGGGCAAUGGAGUGUCGACCUUGUGCCUGAUCUACAACCAAACCGGCGACACCCUGCGGUGGGUAGAUGACGCCGACUGGUUCGGCUACAUCGGGACGACGCCGUACCCUCCCGAGAUCGGCAAUGGCCAGUGGGCGUCCUUCCUCCACGUGAAGAAGACGGCCGCGUCAUCUGGGUCCAUGGCAGGAUUGGUCUACCGCGGCAAGGAUGGCAAUGGCCGCGACCGCGACUUCAUGCUUGGCUGGAGCGCCCCCUGGGGAGCCUUCUACCGCAACAAGGCCUACUGUGAGGUGGGGAGCGUCGGCUCCUUCCAGUCGCGCUUGAACAAUGGCGAUCUCUAUAGCCGAGUCAGCAACGCGGCGUAUGAAUGGGAUGCCAACGACCGCAAUGCUCGCUGCUCCGUGCGUGCCACCAUUGAACGAGGCACUUCCCCCUUGUUCACCGCAUACGUCAAGACCGAUUACAGUUAACCGAAUCUAUCCUGUCUAGAAUGUAACCUCUUAUAUUCAUGCGUCCAUCUGAAUCAUGCCUGCUUCCUUGAUUAAAUAAUGAAUGAACGAAUGAAUAAAUUCAACAUUGUGUACC
Molecule: messenger RNA, 825 nt
Organism: Triticum dicoccoides
Lineage: Eukaryota; Viridiplantae; Streptophyta; Magnoliopsida; Poales; Poaceae
Product: 23 kDa jasmonate-induced protein-like
Exons: 2
Coding region: 69-710 (213 amino acids)
Source: RefSeq, a predicted model, not a curated record